AUGGCAUCUCAACUUCAUCGUGUCAUUGAGUUUUCGAGAUGGCUUGAUAGUUCCUGGUGCCUAUUGGGAUCUAAAUUGAGAUUCAAUAAAAAAGCUUUCGAAUUGGAGAAAUAUUUAAACCUUUCAUUCCUUCACUCUCAUCUUGGAAAAAUUCCUCAAACCUUAUCAACACGUUUACUUCAAUUCUUGAUUUUCUUGACGCUUUUUCUUGAAAAAACAAAAUCAAAUUAUAACAACGACCUAACCACUCACGCCGCAAGACACUCUAUCCCAUCACAUCAUUCCUCCAUCUUGUACUAUCAUACCACCCUUACACACAAAACCUCAACCCCCCGCCAAAAUAAACCCAACAUGAACUCCACACGUUCAUUUUCAUCCCCGGCUUCUCAAACCGCUGUAGCUAUCUCUCCACUGGGCAAAGAGAACACGCCUGUCUCUUCAGUCAACGGCGUGGCUGGAACAAGCCAUGGGAAAAAUCCCUCAAAUAUCAAUCAACCUCUUCCUAGACACCACUCGGUAGAUCGGAUGAUGAGCACGCCGCCAGCUAAACCAUCUAGGACCCGCUCCAGUCCUAGUUCCACCGGACUCGUCAAAGGUGAAGAUGAGACCCGUCGACGUCGCGGCAACAGUCUCGCCCGCUCGUUACCAGGGCCGUUCAGUCGAUUAUUUCACCUGGAUGACAAAGAGGCCGACAAUGGUGACGGAUUAGAUUUCUCGUGCUGUGGCGAGGCUCCUCUCAGGCCUCCACGUCGAGCCGGAUGGCUUGGGACUCUCGAAGAAGCGCUACCAAGUCGCGCUGCUGGGAAGGCCGACGUUGCUGUCAGCGGACAGAUCUCCCAAGCUUCUGGCGCCUUGGGUGUAUUAGGAAGCCCAUGGUGUCCCGACAACAGUCGCGGCCAGGAGAGGGAUCUAGCCGCCGCGACUUCACCUUUUGGAGAGUCACUACCCCCUCUCGCUUCCUCGGGCUCAUCCCCAGCUUCGGCUGAAGCUUCCUUGGCCUCUCCCAGCUACUUCAGAGGUCGUCGCAUCGUCGGAGGCUCUCCUGACGACUACGUUGCAUCAAAGGAGACCUCUCACACCUGUUACUCUACUCCGCCUCGAAAAAACCUGGCAAAGGGCUUUGGAGCUUCAAACGCUGGUCCAGCUCAUCGGCUGAAAAUCUCAAUCGACUCCAUCUCGGCCCCAAUUUUACGAGAUGUCAAUACCAGUGCGAUGAACGUUCCUAAAAAGCAUAAAUAG
Molecule: messenger RNA, 1239 nt
Organism: Melampsora larici-populina 98AG31
Lineage: Eukaryota; Fungi; Basidiomycota; Pucciniomycetes; Pucciniales; Melampsoraceae
Exons: 3
Coding region: 1-1239 (412 amino acids)
Source: RefSeq, a predicted model, not a curated record